Messenger RNA from Penicillium canariense, 3294 nucleotides. Its product is annotated as tyrosinase family protein. The transcript is spliced from 8 exons. Lineage: Eukaryota; Fungi; Ascomycota; Eurotiomycetes; Eurotiales; Aspergillaceae. Bases 1 to 3294 code for a protein of 1097 amino acids. Gene Ontology annotation, molecular function: oxidoreductase activity. The record is from RefSeq and is a predicted model, not a curated record.
AUGGUCGCCAUUGGCCGAAUCGAGCUCACGAGCCGAGCCGAUCUCGACAAGAUUGGAUUCCGUCUCCGAGCUUGCACCGAAGCCGUUAUGAUUGCCCUUUCAGUCUUUACCUGGGGGCUUCUGGCCCUCCAGACAUGGGCAAUUCCCACAGCCUCGUCAGAUCGUGCAUUAGCACAGUCUCCGUCACUAUCGAUACCCGCGGUUGCUUCUUCAUCAACGGCGAAGGCAUCGGCUCAGCUUGAGCAAUUAGCACAGAUCGCCCUCGGAGUGGCUACCGACAAUCUGUCCAAGAGCACUGGUGCGUGUACAACGAAGAACGUUUUAGUCCGACGCGACUGGAGGGCGUUUGCUUCGCCAGAAAAGAAAGCAUACAUCAGUGCCGUGCGCUGUUUGCAAAAGCUGCCAUCCCGGACGCCUUCAACGCUUGUACCAGGCGCUAGAACCCGUUAUGAUGAUUUCGUCGCCACCCAUAUCAACCAGACCUUGGAAAUUCACUACACGGGUACCUUCCUAGCCUGGCACCGAUAUUUUGUCUAUGAGUUUGAGCAGGCUUUGCGUCAAGAAUGUGGCUAUACUGGCCACUACCCAUACUGGGACUGGGGUGCUGAUGCGGCUGUCAUGGAGAAGUCUGAGGUGUUUGACGGCAGUGACACGUCGAUGUCGGGGAACGGCGUCUAUAUCCCUAACCAACCGGAUAUUGUGUUGACCCUUGGCAACUAUGCGCCAGUCUAUCUCCCCGCAGGAACUGGAGGCGGAUGUGUGACCAGUGGUCCCUUCAAAGACUACCAGGUCAAUCUUGGCCCGGCCGCUCUUAUGCUGCCUGGCGGCAACGUGAGCGCCGCAACGAACCCUUUCAACUACAACCCACGGUGUCUGAAACGCGACUUGACAUCGGCCAUCCUGCAGAGAUACGCCAACUACACGUCCAUCGUGAGUCUGAUCAUCAACAAUGAUAAUAUUUGGGACUUCGAAAUGGCUAUGCAAGGCGUUCCUGGCUCAGGUGCCAUUGGUGUCCACGGCGGCGGCCACUACUCGAUGGGUGGUGACCCUGGCCGGGAUGUCUUCGUCAGUCCCGGCGAUCCGGCCUUCUGGCACCAUCAUGGAAUGAUCGAUCGUGUUUGGUGGAUCUGGCAGAACUUGGAUCUGAAGACCCGCCAGGAUGCUAUUUCUGGGACUGGAACAUUCUUGAAUGAGCCCGUCUCUGCCAAUACCACCCUUGACACUGUCAUUGAUAUUGGAUACGCGAACGGCAGCCCCAUUGCCAUGAGAGACCUCAUGAAGGGAAUGGACGGAAUGUGCAUGCCUCCACCCCUCUCCCGAGUCGCAACCGGUGUCCCGCUGUCCUGGCAGGACCAUUCAAUUCGUCCUGAGUCAUCGUCAGCCGAUGCCAAGGUUGCCACCUACGACCAAAAUAUCUUCAACUACCUCCAACACGGCCUGGAGGCCACGUUGGGGAACGAAUACGAGAACAUAGAUACUCGAAAAAUUGAUUGUUUGUCCAUUCGCUUCAAGCUGCUCGCCGACCAUCUAAUCACGUCCCGUGUCUUGAUUCACAAUGAAGAUGCCAAUCCAAAUGGCUCGCCGUCGGCGGGCCAUCCGACGAGAGCGGACUGUGGGCAAACUGGCGAUCGCAAUAAAUGGCCCCAAGUGGAAGGGGAGGGAAUCACUGGACCGGCUCAGUACACGGGGAUUUCCGGGAAGCCGAUGCCUCUCCACGAGGAUGGAAAGUCGGAAUGGCAUCGAUCAAAAAGAAUUGCCAUUAUUGGAGGCGGCAUCGGCGGCAUUUCCGUCGCGCAUUUCUUAAAGAAUGACGAGAAUCGCCUCAACUUAUCACAGUUAACCAUCUUUGAGAAAGAAGCUCAGUUUGGCGGGCGCAUUCGCUUUGCACAAGUAUAUGGCCAUGGGACGAACGUGAAUACGGCCGGGCAUACCUUCGACGCGGACGACCCAGUGAUCGAGGAAAUUGCCAAUUUCACAAGCAUCAAGUUACACGAUUGGCCCUACAAUGGAUGGAAUACAGCGACGCCGAAUUUCCUGUACUGGGCGAGUAGAUUCGAUGGCGAGAACAUCGUGAACAGCCCGGCUGAUGAGCCCUUUGAAACGACGUGGACGGAUCUCGCAACGCACAUCCGGCAGACUGGCGCUGAUCCGCACUUUUGGAUCUCAUAUGUUCGAUACGUUUGGAUCUCGCUCACGGAGACGCAUUCAGUCAGCUGGUUCAAAUUCUGGGUCCGACAGAUGGCCGGGUCGCGCCAGCAUUUUAAUUGUCUCUUGUGGGCCGGGUCUCGGGCCACAGCUGGGCACAGUAUAGAAUUGAUGAGUCGAAUAGCAGACUCCAAUCCCAGGAGCGUCAGAAAACAGAAGGAUCUUUCGUGGAACCAACACGACCGGAUAUUGACGGGGCUACUCGGUGAUCUACGUGACCACGAGGAGUUCUCUACGCAUCUCAACUCGACGGUGAAACAAGUGAAGAGAUACGACAAUGGCACCUUUGGUGUCAUUUGGACUCAGAGAUCAUUUCAUGGCUCUCAAGAGACAUAUAUCGAGCAAUUUGACAAUGUGAUUAUCGCGACACCUUUGCACCAAGCAGAGCUUGAAAUUGAACCUCCACUCCCGUUGGAGCCGGAAGAGAUCACAUAUACACCCCUCCAUGCGACGAAUUUUAUUUCCAAAAAUCUCCCGGCCACAACGCUCUUCCGCUCCCAUGGCGAGCGGUGGAGCACGCUGACUGCACUGCUCUGGAACGAUGGUUCCCAGCGGGUGGGCGGCUCCGCUGCCCCUGGCCUUGCGUUCAUCUCAAUCGCCCAUGACGAACAUGUUUGCUGUGGUGGAUUUUAUCUCAAUCAGCGUGUUGGUCUAGCACGAGUUAUUUCCAGAGACCGGUUCUCGGACGGUGAUAUUGCGGCCUUGUUCGGCGAGGCACGCAAAAACGUCACAUUCCCCGAGCAAACUUGCUGGGUACCGCAACAAGCCUCUCCUGACUCGGUGCAGCCCAGAUAUCAGAUCGUGAGAGAAGGAUUUGCAUUAGAGGAUGGAUCGGUCAAUCAGACCACGGGGUGCGUGGAAAAGCCAACAAUAACCUGGAUUCACCGAGAUUAUUGGCCGAAUGGCAUGCCGGAAAUCAAACGCGAUGGGCAGCGCGUGGAUGAUAGCGUUUGGAUGGAGUUAGCUCCGGGGAUGUUCUAUGUGAAUGGAUUCGAGGGACGAGAGGGUGCGUCGGUAUCCAAAAGCGUUGCAAGGGGAAGAAAGGUGAAGGAUAUGCUGGUUGCCAGAUACACGGCCGAACCGUUCUAA